Messenger RNA from Suillus bovinus, 858 nucleotides. RefSeq lists its product as uncharacterized. Lineage: Eukaryota; Fungi; Basidiomycota; Agaricomycetes; Boletales; Suillaceae. The record is from RefSeq and is a predicted model, not a curated record. The transcript has 3 exons. The coding region runs from base 205 to 714 and encodes 169 amino acids.
UGGAGCGGGCACUGGCCUUUUCUUUUCUCAUUCUCAUCGUGCUGUGUUAAUUGAAUGCCCGGUGUUCACAUAGCUAUUUGUAAUCCGAGUCCGAGCUGGAACAAAUUGUGUGAAGAUGAGUAUCGAGCGUGAGUUCGAUUGCUCAGGUAUUUAAGCAGGGAAUGCAUGAAAUACUUCAUCUCGUCUUGAGCCAACAUCUCACUCAUGUCAUCGAUAACCCAAAAACUCACAUUUACUACUGCCAGCGUUCAGAAUGUUGUCAUUUCCAACCCGACUGACGCGCUCUUCUACGAGGUGUUGACUCCUGAAUGGGAAUCGCAACAGACGACAGUGCGCCGACUGGACACUCGUGCACAACGAUAUGACACUAUCGGUAGCAUCCGAAGCCAGUCGGGCAAGCCCGUCGCAGUCAGCAUGUACAACGGAGAAUUCGUCAAUGAGCAGUUAUGGUUGCGGUCAAUCAAGGGACAAAACCAACAGAGUCGAUGGGAAUUUGAUGACGGCGAGGGAAACUAUUUCUCCUGGACUGUAGCAGGUUCCAAUUUGGAGCUUCGCAGGGUUGAUGAGAGUGGAGUGCAAAGUCCGAACCCUAUAGCAACAUUCUACCCCCACAGGCGUUACUUCAUGAUCGCCAUGAUAUCGCAACAAGCAUUUUUGGAGAUCGACUCAUCUGUGGUGGAUUCCUUGGAUACAGUACUAGGUGCGGUACGCUGAAGCGAGAAAGUGAAGACGCUAACGAUGCUGUAGUUUCUCUACUCGUGCUUGAACAGAAACGGAGAAAGUACAGUCUUGGAACAUGCUAGAGCAGGAGCUUUUAGACGCUUGAACAUUUUCAACUAGAUUCCACACCAUUAGUGC